AUGCGGUUCUGGCUCCUGCUGCUCGCCGUGCUGCUGGAGCCUGUCCUCUCACGGCCCUUGAGCCAAAGCUACUUGGUCCCUGAGGACUUCUCUGCUCCCCUGGAGCUUCCAGAGCAGCACUUUGGCCUGGUGGAUGAUUAUGGUAUCAAACCCAAGCAGCCUCGCUUCAGGACCCAGCCGGCCAGGAAGCGGCCAGCAGGCCUGCGCAGAGCUGGCAAAAGCAAGCGCGACGAGCUUGAUCUACUGGAGUACUACUAUGAUACCCGCCUGUGA
This is a messenger RNA of Leptosomus discolor (cuckoo roller), 273 nucleotides long. The record is from RefSeq and is a predicted model, not a curated record. Lineage: Eukaryota; Metazoa; Chordata; Aves; Leptosomiformes; Leptosomidae.